Lactuca virosa is the source of this 975-nucleotide messenger RNA. The record is from the annotation of a GenBank genome assembly. Lineage: Eukaryota; Viridiplantae; Streptophyta; Magnoliopsida; Asterales; Asteraceae.
CAAACAGCGAACAGCCUAUUCUUUCUCGCAGAGCCUCUUCCUCUCUUUCGUAUCCUCUUCUGCUCCAGAAGCGACGGAGACGAUUUCUUCUGUGAUGCCGCAGUCUAUCGUUACCACCAAUCACCACCGUCCUCCUCCGCUGACUACCAACACAACAUGCUGCUCUUUGUCGACUUUCGUACCAUCGUUACCGAGAUCGAUUCGAUUUCCAGCGGCGAAAUUCGGUUAUACGUUGACGUUUUCGCCAUACGGGAGUACAACUACUAGUAGAGAUAGGGUGGUUAUAUGUAUGGCGAAGGAGAGGAGGGUGAAAAUGGUAGCGAAGCAGAUACAGAGAGAGCUAGCUGAUAUGUUGCUGACCGACCAGGUUUUACAGUACGCUAUUCUCCCCGAAGCUGCCCUCGGUGCUGACCGGUAUCUAUCAUCUCUUACUACCAUCAGUGAUGUUGAAGUCUCAUCCGAUUUACAGGUGGUUAAGGUACAUGUAUCUGUUUUUGGUGAUGAAAGAGGAAAGGAGGUUGCCAUUUCUGGGUUGAAGUCAAAAGCAAAAUACAUACGUGGUCAAUUGGGUAAGCGUAUGAAAUUACGACUUACCCCUGAGAUCCGCUUUAUUGAAGAUGAUUCUAUAGAGAAAGGAAGCAGGGUGAUUGCUAUAUUAGAUAAGAUAAAGGGUGAGAAGACCACACAGGAUCCAACAGUUGACCAAGAUGAGUCAACCGAUCCAAAUUAUGACAAUGAAGAAUGGGAGGAUGAUGAUGAUGACAUCAUCUAUGUGAAGUAGUUGUUGCUAGUUGCUUUAGAUUAAAACUUGUUUGACUUUAUGCAUGCUUCUUUUCCCCAAGGUUAGAUCUCAUCAUUGAAUGUUCAACAUGUUUAGGUCAAAAUAUGGAAAAGCACUUAAUACUUUCACCUUAAUUUUUUUUUUACCAAUAUACUUUUUCUGAUAUGUAAAUAACUUUUGAGAAAGAAGAGGGG